CCGCCCCCCCCCCCUGCCAACAUGGACAUUGUCGUGUUGCUCGGCGACGAGUACCUCCUGCGUCCUCUCCUCUAUGAGCCGCUCAUUGAGCUGACCGGCUUCACGCCGCUGGCGGACCAGCUUUACUUCCCCCGGCUGGCCUUCUCCACCUGGCUGCUGCUCACCCUCGGCGCCAUCGUCAUGUACCUGAUCACCUCCACAAUCUCGUAUCUGAUCUUCUUUGUCUGGCUCCGAGACAAGUACUACCCGGAAACGGCCGAGCAGCCCUUCCCGGGCCAGGAGAAGCUCGAGAUUCAGAUGGCCCUCUGGUCGUGCCCGUGGAUCGGUGUCCUGACCGCCCCCUUCGUCUUCCUCGAGGUGUGGGGCUACUCCCGGCUGUAUGAGAACCUCUCUGACUACCCGCUCUGGUAUAUCCCGGUGCAGAUCAUCCUCUUCAUCUUCUUCACCGACACCGGCAUCUACUGGAUCCACCGCCUGGAGCAUGACAUCCCCUUCCUCUACAAGUAUGUGCACAAGCCCCACCACAUCUGGAAGGUGCCGACCCCCUUCGCCGCGCUGGCUUUCCACCCGGUCGACGGCUGGCUCCAGUCCACCCCCUACCACAUUGCGGUCUUCCUGUUCCCUGUGCACAAGCAUGUGUACCUGGGCCUCUUCGUCUUUGUCCAGCUCUGGACCAUCAUGAUCCAUGAUGGUGUUGACUUCAGCCCCUUCGACUUCAUCAACGGCUCCGCCCACCACACCCACCAUCACCUGCGCUUCGUCUACAACUACGGCCAGUUCUUCACCUUCUGGGAUCGCCUCUGCGGCACUCACCUCCACCCGAACGACCUUCCUCCCCUGGAGAAGAAGCGCCUGGAGAAGCAGCGCCAGCUGGCUGCCGAGCAGGCCAAGUCCUCGGCCGUUGCCUCCGGCGAGGCCACCACCACCGCCGCCGCCGCUGCCAAGAAGUCCAACUGAUAGCCUGGCGCGCUGUGUCCCCCCCCCCCUCUUCAUCGCGGCCGUGUCUGCCCGCAUCUGAUCCCCCCCCCGUCUCCCCCUGCCCCGUUGCGCAUGUGCGCAGCCCGGCGACCGCCUUGGGUGCCGGCUGCACAUGCUGCCCCCCUUCCCCCCCCCCCCCCUC
Molecule: messenger RNA, 1120 nt
Organism: Fonticula alba
Lineage: Eukaryota; Rotosphaerida; Fonticulaceae
Exons: 3
Coding region: 22-957 (311 amino acids)
Biological process (GO): lipid biosynthetic process
Molecular function (GO): iron ion binding; oxidoreductase activity
Source: RefSeq, a predicted model, not a curated record